AUGACGAAGGCAGCGACAGCCAGGGUUGGGCCUGGGAAGCCACGUAAUAUGGCGAGUCAUCAGCAAAAGGGAUGGCCGGCUAAACUUCGUUAUACAGAAUUAUUAUGGGUUAAUAUGAGCAACAAGCGCAGGUUCCGACAAGACUAUAACGUCAAUUGGAUCUUAAGCUCUUCGGAUCCAACACCUCUCGCCUUUUUUCGAAUGACCCAUCCAACACAGAGAGUACGUGCCAUCGAAAAUUAUAGGGUGGCUUUCGCUCAGGCGUUAGGAAAGAGUAAGGAUGAUGCGAGGCUCCGAAAUGACGAAUCUACACAACGAGACUGGGAAAUUUGGCUAGGAGAAAAGAAGACGAUUUCAGUGCACCGUUCAAUCCAUGAUACAAAUGUUAAUAUUCAGAAUAAGUUCAACUCAGGAGUUAAUAGUUGGGGCAUACGUUUGGACGACCGAACAAAAGACGUGAAUGAAAAAAAGAGCGGCAACAACGAGUCAGACGGGGAAAGCGACGAGGGAAAUGGCCAGAACGAUGCAGAAAAAGUCUGUGCUGAAUUAUCAGAGGACAACCACCCUAAUAACGCAUUUGUGGAACGAUUGGAGGCUCAAAAUCCUUCAGUCCAUACCAGACGCUGGAUUCUGCCAAGCGGAACAGAUGUCGGAAAAACUGUUAAAGACCAACGCAACAUAGUAUUGGCAAUUGAUCGUAUUAUGCCAGAGGUUAUGGAAGAAAAAUAUGGUGUCACACUUAGUGAGGAUGACCAACGCGAUAUUAAUGCUGUGAAACUCGCCGUAAUGACAUAUGCCGAAAACCUUGGUGAUGUGGAUCUGCCGGUUUCGGAGUCACCUUUUGAUAAUUCUUUCCCUAACAUGCUGACCAGGAGAUUUCUCGAUAGAACAGAGUUGAAAAUGGAUGUCGGAGAAAUCUGUUGCUGGGCAUCGGCGGCUCGCCGAAACGAUGGCAG
Messenger RNA from Ambispora leptoticha, 956 nucleotides. The record is from the annotation of a GenBank genome assembly. Lineage: Eukaryota; Fungi; Glomeromycota; Glomeromycetes; Archaeosporales; Ambisporaceae.